This is a messenger RNA of Porites lobata, 4481 nucleotides long. The record is from the annotation of a GenBank genome assembly. NCBI's taxonomy places the organism in Eukaryota, Metazoa, Cnidaria, Anthozoa, Scleractinia, Poritidae.
AUGACCGAACCUGUUCCGAAUCCAGUCUCACACGACAAAUUGACAGAUCCAACUGGAUUCAGCACAUGUAUUUUCAAGAUGGAGGGAUCUGCACCUCUGUAUCAUGAAGUUUCUCCUUUUACGGUACGAUCAAAGACUUCAAUUCUUAAAUUUUUAAAAUAAUUUUGAAUAGAUCGUCUCUGAACUAGUUUGCUCGCUCUACAUCAACGAACGUACAGUGAUGCGUGCAGCUGCGCAUACUCUUUGUACGAACGUUAAGCUUCAACUUUUCUUUCGUGUCAGUCGAACGAAUAAUCAAGCUUACCGGGGACAAUCGAUGAUAUAUCGCUGAGUAUGUUAGUCUUUUUGUUGAUAUUUGGCUGAACUUUGGAAUACCCCAGCACACUGUUUUUUUUGUCUGAACGGGAGAAAGAGUAGGCGGGGGGAUGGGGAGCGGCAAUUCUCUGUAAGGUGGGUGGUUAUGUGCGCAGAUGCCCUUGAAAAACUGGAAGGGUGUUCCACAGGGUAUAUGCCUCUGGGAUUACAUUAAGUAUAUUCAAACUCAAUCAGUGAAUAGCUAUCAAAAGCAUAGACGUAAAUAACAAAAUAGCAAAGAGAAAAACGACUUGAGGUUUCCUGAUAUUUCAGGCAGACAAGCGGUCCUUCUUCAGGGGAUUUGAUUAAACCUCAAGUCGCUUUUCUCUUUGCUAUUUUUCAUUUAUGUGUAUAUUUUUGUCUUGGAUAAAACAGCAGGAUUUGGCUGUCGUCAUUUUAUAUAAAAAGUAUCAAAACCAUACCCAUCCACGGCACUGCAUAUUUAUUAUAUCCCUCUGUAAGGGAGGGCUCUGUUAUGGUCAAUGUAGAGGGGCCAUUUUCUACUAUGCAUCUCUCGGUUUUCUUUCACAGCCAAAUCAAACCACCCCUUAGCUACAUACAUGUAUAAUAUAUCACUGCCAUCCCUUCUAGUAAAAAAAACAAUACCAACAAAAGUAAAAUCUUUCUUGUGGUCUGGGUCAACUUAGAUAGACAAACUUGAAUAAAUUCAAGUGUAUUCUAGGCUGACCGUACUCAGAGAUCCUGGGGGAGCUAUUACCAGCCAGAUAGAUAUUUAAGGAAAAUUGUUGCAUACUUCUCAAGAGACCCCCCCUUCCCACCCUGCACUUACUGCUUCUGAGCUAAGAGAAAAAUGAUGGUCUCCCACUUAUUUUUCCCUUACUUUGUUGUGAAUGACUAAAGUGGUUUUCACUUGACUGUCGUAAAACCAAAACCAAAGUAAAUACACUAGCCAACCAAAGGGCAUAGUAAAACCAAAACCAAACCAAUUCCUCAAUUACUUUCGACAGUCAAGUGAAAACCACGCUAUAAGGAAUGAUCAUAAAGUUAUGUGGUGUUGUAACUUGCUAUGACUUUUCUUUACAGAAAUUAAUGCUAAGAAUUUUGGCUGCUAGUGCAGGACUGGUUGUAUUGGUAUGUACAGUAUUGUGUUGGGUGAUGAAGCUUUUAGAGUGCGACUACUGUAACCAGGGUCACUUAGACAAAGUUGAACAAUCAGUUACAGGAAAAUAACAAUACAUUCCAAGAAAGUUGGUUGUGGGCCAAUCAGCAGCUCAAGAAAAACAAUAAGUUAUAAGAAGCACAAAAUUUGAAGAAUGAUAGCUAACAAAUGUUUUUCGAGAAAGCAAAGUGUUUCAAAAGAUAAUGUUUGUUUCCUUGAAAAUUUACAUAACACCCAGGAGAUAUUACUUGUUUGACACAAGGGGGUAUUUUGUCAUCUACUGGCAAUGUCUUGGCUACGAUUGCUACACUUUCAAAUAACAUGCAACUUCAAGUCAAAAUUAUGACUAAUGUUUACGCUUUUUGCCUCCAUCAGUCACUCUCAUGAACCUCUCAGGAAACACUGUCUUUCCUCAGCGGGUUCAAAGGGUCAUGUCAGUAGGUUGUGAUUGGUUGAUUUCAAUCCAUGUUGUUUAUUUCAUUUCCUGGUAAUUAUGAUUGACAACUAACUUCCUCGGAAAGUAUUGUUAUUUUCCUGUAAUUCGAUUGGUCAACUUUAUCUAGGAGGCCCUGGUUAUAGAAGUCGCACUGUAAUUCCUUUAGAUGUAUUUAAUGUACUUAUAUGAAAACUAAAUAAUUGGCUGAAGGUUUUGCAGUGUUAUAAGUUGGCACAAUUUUAUGUAAUUUGGAAACAUAACCCAGGAAUUAUUAUUAAUUGAUGCAAAUGAUUGUGAAUUAUCCUCUCUUUGCUUUUUACAGGUCACACUAAUAAUCAGCUUUGUCAAGGCUGCCGACGACUCUAUGAUGUAUCUUAUAGCUGUCAACAUGUUAAGUAAGUACAAAAUAUAGGUGUGCAAUACAUAGAGGAUAUUACACGGUGGCAUGAAGAUAUGAAUUUUUUUUUCGAGUGGCAAAACAAUAUUUUACGAAUGAGCGCAGUGAGUGAGUAAAAUAUUGUUUUUGCCACGAGAAAAUAAAAUUCAUAUCUUCAUGCGGCCGUGUAAUGUUCUUUUUAUUAUAUAGACAAAAAGACAUCGAUAAAAUAAUAGAGGGAAAUUACCAAAAUUACGUCAUCGAUAAACUCACGUGUGAGAUUAUGGAAAAUAAACUCCUCGGGUCCCGGAUGUAGUUUUUAUGAAUUUUACGAGUGGUAUAUUUUCCAGUAAAACACUCGUGUCUAUAUGAUAAAGUAUAAUAUUGGUUUUUUCACCUCUGAAACAAUUGUUUUUUGAUAUGUCAAGGGUGAUAACAUCAAAACAGUGUUAAUUGCAAUGCAGGCACAGUUAGUUUGAGCACUUUAAAAAUUAACAAUAAUGUUGGUUUCCUUUUGAUUUCAGUAAGCAGUGUGAUUGGAGGUGUAAUUGUAAGUAUGAUCAUAGUGUGACUUAAAGUACAUAACCUCUGCAUGAGAAAGUUUUCAUGGGCCUUAAAAAGCCAUGAAUCAAAUGGCAGCCCAGGUUGUUUAAACAGUAGUUGCCCAGGUCAGUUCCCUGUGCAUUGUACACAGGGUACCAGGCCUCUUGUAGGUGUAAUCAAAUGGUGACAAGUCAUAUAAGGGAAUAAUUUAAAGGCACAUUUUGUCCAAAUCCCAUUAAUUUUCUCCAGCCUUUUGGGUGAGGGAAAUUAUUGGGAUUUGGCUAAAAGUUCAGAAUUUUUUCAGAAUCUUACAACAAAAUACCUUGUAGAAUCCUUCUUGAUGUGCCCUUUUGUGUGUUUAGGUUUUCUAACCUGUCUUUUAAUGCCCUGACAUCUUCAUUCAUAACAUUUUGAAACUUUGUCUCCAUCUUAUAACAUUCAGUUUUUUCAGUACCAAAAGUAAUGUUUACUGUUUUUCAUGUUUUCAGGCAUGGUGGUAUCACAAAGGAAUCAUAGUAAGUAGAUUAUUUUAUCAACUUGUUAUGUCACAGUUAAUUUUUUUUCCUUCGGUUUAUUUUUGUUUUUCCUUUGUCUCAAAUUCAUAAGCAUUCAAUACCAUACCUAAAAAUUAAAACAAUCAUUUAAAAAAAAACAUUUUGCCCAGACAAUGAUUAUUACAUCAACAACAAACCCUUCCGUGCAUGUUGUCAAAAGAUUAUAUACUUAUUUUUAUGUAAAUAUAUUAUGUAUUCUAUUUAUUUAUUUAUAUAUCUAUUUUUUUAUAUCGUUAACUCUACAGGAAGCCAAGAAAGUUGCAUUCAUGGCAUUUGUAGGAGUCUGUAUAAUUUUCCAAGCCAUUAUAUCUGAUGUUUAUGUUUAUAACAAGAAGGCUGUCACAUCGUCACCAACAUUAUCACCAACAUCGUCACCAGCUCCCCCACCUACAAACAGUAGCUUCAGCAUAUGACGCUAAUGAAAACUUGAUAAAAACAGUGGACAGGAGAGACUUUUCAAGAUUAAAGAACAGACCCAAAUAUCCCUAGAGGAAAGCUAACUAACUAAAUAAAUAAAACCUUGCCAGAAUCGUUUUACCCAAACGAUAAAUUAACGACAAUGUAACCACAGAUUUUGAAACCCAAAGAGUCUUCCGAUCAUCCAUGUCACUUUGAAUUUGGAGUACUCCCUGAGGAUAUAAGUGGGUUAGCAAGAAAAGGCGCUGCUCAUUUUCCUUUGUCAAUAUUAGGAUAUGCUAACAAUGAAAUAUCUUUAUUGGCAUAAUAAUGUUCAUCCUGCUAAGCAAGUUUCAUUACAAUGGAAUAGUAUUUGCAUGAGUCUUAAAAUGUGCAAGUUCGUUAAAAUGAAGUGAGAAAUUAGAAUUUAUUUAAUUUACUAUAGUUAGAGAUAUUUUUUCAAAUUUUAUGCUGUGUCCAGGUGUUCAGAUGUGGAAGUGUGGUGCGCCAUGUUGUGUCCACCCCCUCUCUGUUCUUCUCACUUGUCUUUGUGCAUGCGCCAUCUCAACAAUCUGAAUGCCUGGAACAGACUGGCUGUGUCUCAGCAUAGCAUAGCUCUUUCAUUAGAUUUUCCCAUUCACUUUACACAGGUGAAAAUUUACAUAAAUAAUCCGAACUGGAGUGUCCUUUCUCCUUGUUUUC